This is a messenger RNA of Tyto alba (common barn owl), 1586 nucleotides long. RefSeq names its product BPI fold containing family B member 6 (gene BPIFB6). The transcript has 15 exons. Gene Ontology annotation, molecular function: lipid binding. The record is from RefSeq and is a predicted model, not a curated record. NCBI's taxonomy places the organism in Eukaryota, Metazoa, Chordata, Aves, Strigiformes, Tytonidae. Bases 1 to 1374 code for a protein of 457 amino acids.
AUGUCAAGGGUUUGGGGCGUUUUGCUCCUUGGCGGCUGGCUGGCGUGGUCAGGAGGAGCUUCUGGCCCGGGAGCUGUGGUCAGGAUGGAUCUCGGAACGAUUGGCCGCGCGGUCUCCACUGCUCUGAAUGAGAGUGAUGUUCUGCAGAAAAUGGCAGAGGAAGCCGCAAAAAAAAAGCCAAACACCAAACCCAUCAAAGGCAUCUCGGGGCUGAAAGUGAAAGAUCUCCGUCCCCCCGUGAUCUCACUGAUGCUUGCGCCGGGCUCAGGGCUUUUCAUGGCCGUCUUAGUCCAAAUGACCAUCACUGGGAGAAGCUUUACCGGAGGAAACGUGGCAAUCCCCCUGGCCGCAAACCUGUCGGCCAGCAGCCGGCUGGGCCAGGGCCCCGUGGGCAGCCCCAGGUUCAGUGCCAGGAGCUGCCACGUCGCCCUCGUCAGCACGAAACCCAACCUCCCCAGCAGCGUGCUGCCCAAAGUCAUGAGCAAGUUUCUGGACAGCACCCUUCAGAAAGUGCUGCCAGGUCUGCUGUGCCCAGCCGUGGAUGCAGUGCUCAACCUUGUGAAUGCAAAAUUCACCACCAUGACUUCCGAGAUCCCUCUCGGGACUGCUGGGACCCUCCAGUACACUUUGCUGAAGCCCCCGCUGACGAGUGAAAUGUUCAUAGAGCUGGAUUUGAAGACCAUUCUCCACCGAAAGGAGGGACAGGAGGUUGACCUUCCCACGGACCAGCCGGCUCUUGCUUCUCUGCCACCUAAGAGGGCUGCUGCUACCCAGCUCAUCCUGUCUGCAAACUUCUUGAGUGCUGAGCUCUCUAUUCUGCAGGAUUCCUUCAACCUCGAGAUCAGCAAUAACAUGGUUCUUGGGCUUCCUCCGCUGGUGACCACGACGCUUGGAGCCCUCAUCCCUGAGAUUUCCAGGGUGCUGCCUCCAUCACAGCCGGUGGUGAUUGAAAUGCGAGAAGCCAAAGCACCAGUGCUGACCAUAACCCCAGACAAAAGCUUUUUGCAGCUCUUCAGCACCGCCGAGUUUCGAGUUCGCCCUUCUGACUCUGCUCCCGCAUCCCUGUUUGUCCUGGAUGUUCACAGCAACCUGGAGGUGCAGUUUGCCAUUGCAGAAGAAAAGCUGCGGCUCUCCCUCGCUCUGCAAAGCCUGCCGCGGGUGGCCUUGGCUUCCUCCUCCCUCGGGACGUUCGAUGAGCUUCCGCUGAAGGGAGUUUUGGCAGAUAUUAUUCACGUGGCCUAUGUGCCAUCGAUCAACAGGGUGCUGCGUGGAGGGGUCCCCCUGCCCGACCUGCUGGGCAUCACCUACCUGCGGGCGAGCCUCAGCCGGGGGGAGAAUGCUCUAGUGCUGGACGUGCCCGUCACGGAGAGCUGAGGCGCGGGGAGGUACGGGUGCAACCCGCCGCUGCUGCGAGGACCCGGCAGGACGGGCUGGGAGAGGGAGCAGCAAGGGUGCUGGGGUUCCUGGGGCGUUUCUUCCUCUUUCCUUGACUUUUCUGUAGUUUGGCUCCACAAGCUGAAAUAAAAAGCCCCCACCAGCCCGCGACAAGGCUCUGGCCUGCCGUGUGCCCAGAGGGGCCAGCUGGG